AGGAAACACUGCCAAGUCCUCUUAAACUUACUUAGCUGAAGAAGAGGAGGAGAGCUAAGGUAUAGAGCAGAAAUGGCUUCCUCUAUGAUGUCCUCAGCAACCGUUGCCUCAGUUAACCGUGCCCCGGUUCAGGCUAGCAUGGUUGCACCCUUCAACGGGCUCAAGUCGGCCUCCGCCUUCCCUGUGACCCGCAAGGCCAACGAUAUUACCUCUGUUGCCAGCAACGGUGGAAGAGUCCAGUGCAUGCAGGUGUGGCCAACAGUUGGAUUGAAGAAGUUUGAGACCCUCUCUUACCUUCCUCCUCUAACUGUCGAGUCAUUGGCCAAGGAAGUAGAGUACCUUCUCCGCAACAAAUGGGUUCCCUGCUUGGAAUUUGACACGGUUUCGUCUACCGUGAGAACAACAAGUCCCCCGGGUACUAUGACGGACGUUACUGGACAAUGUGGAAGCUCCCCAUGUUCGGAUGCACCGACGCUUCCCAGGUUAUUGCUGAGCUCGAAGAGGCCAAGAAGACUUACCCCGAAGCCUUCAUCAGGAUCAUCGGAUUUGACAACGUUCGCCAAGUACAGUGUGUUAGUUUCAUUGCCUACAAGCCAGCAAGCUACUAAGUUCUAAAGCCAUAUUCAUGAUACUAAACCUAUCAUAUAUGGCUUUUGAAUUGCAAGUUGUGUAAUAUCUAGAGUCUGCAGUGUAUCAUUCGUUUUGUAGCAAUUCCCAUUUUUUCUGUUUCCUUUCUGUAAUCGUCUGUAUACUCUUCUGAUUUCCUUCUGAGAACUGAGGUAAUAAUGGAGUGAGUUUGUUGUUUAUGAACUUCCGCAUAUAUGUUAUAAUAAUUUCCAUCA
This is a messenger RNA of Rosa rugosa (rugosa rose), 842 nucleotides long. RefSeq names its product ribulose bisphosphate carboxylase small subunit, chloroplastic 1. Bases 73 to 615 code for a protein of 180 amino acids. The record is from RefSeq and is a predicted model, not a curated record. The transcript has 3 exons. Lineage: Eukaryota; Viridiplantae; Streptophyta; Magnoliopsida; Rosales; Rosaceae.